Messenger RNA from Prunus avium (sweet cherry), 2183 nucleotides. Its product is annotated as elongation factor G, putative (DUF668). Lineage: Eukaryota; Viridiplantae; Streptophyta; Magnoliopsida; Rosales; Rosaceae. Gene Ontology annotation, biological process: positive regulation of growth. The record is from RefSeq and is a predicted model, not a curated record.
CUUCCCAGCCGUAUAAUCUUGCCAAGCUUCAUCAUCUGUUUUGUUUUUUUUUUUGUUCUUUUGAGAAAAAUAAGAAGACAAAUAAAUUUUAUUUGGCUCUGUGUUGCAUCCUCUCUGCAAAUAGGUGCAAUUGGAGCAAUCUUCCAAGCUUUUAGAGUUUGGGGGCAAGCAAUGGGCGGGGUUUGCUCAGGAGGAGCGUCCGCUAAGCGAAAUAUCGAUAUUAAUAAUGGAGAGAAGACUUCGAGGUUUUCCGGGAAACUCAAGUCAAUUAAGAGCUUCGGCAAGCAGAAAGAGAACUCUAAUUCUUCAUAUCCUGACGCAAUUGCCCCUCGUAUAACACCAAACAGGUUUGAUUCUGGCGAGCUGCGAUCCUCAAUUUCCCGCGAAUUGAAGCCCUCAACCCCGGCUAGGACUGGAGCUAGCAAGGUCACCCCAAAGAACUCGUUCAUAGGAAGAGCUGGCAUUGCAGGCCUGGAUAAGGCAGUUGAAGUUUUGGACACACUUGGCAGUAGCAUGUCUAAUUUGAAUGUCAACAGUGGAUUUCUUACUGGCGGCGCUUCUAGAGGCAAUAGAAUAUCUAUCUUAUCGUUCGAAGUAGCCAAUACAAUCGCCAAAGGCGCAAACUUGUUGCAAUCACUUUCAGAAGAAAACAUCCAGUUCCUGAAGAAAGAGGUUCUUCAUUCUGACGCUGUACAAAACUUAGUUUCCAAAGAUAUGAAGGAGUUGCUAAGCAUUGCUGCUUCGGACAAAAGGGAAGAGCUUGAUGUCUUUUCCAGGGAAGUAGUUAGGUUUGGAGACCUGUGUAAAGACCCACAGUGGCAUAACCUGGGUAGAUACUUCUUACGAUUAGAUUCAGACGAUGAUUUAGGUUACACUCAGCUGAGAUCAGAGGCAGAAAUGACAAUGCAGGAAUUGACCACUCUUGCCCACCAUACUUCUGAAUUAUACCAUGAGUUAAAUGCUCUGGACAGAUUUGAACAAGAUCACCGGCGAAAGCUUGAAGAAGCAAAGGCUUUGCAUCUCCCUCUUAGAGGAGAGAGCCUCAUGAUGUUACUCAGUGAUUUAAAACAACAAAGAAAGCUUGUAAGGAGCUUGAAAAAGAAAUCUCUUUGGGCUAAAAACUUGGAUGAGAUCGUGGAGAAACUUGUUGAUAUUGUUACUUAUACACAUCAAGCAAUCCUGGAAGCAUUUGGAGAUAAUGGGGUGACAUUGAUUAGCGUGGAGCGUAGCAAAGAUCCUCAAAGACUAGGAGUAGCUGGUCUUGCGUUACACUAUGCUAACAUGAUCAACCAAAUAGAUAACAUUGCGUCCCGACCUACCUCCCUUCCUCCAAAUACAAGGGACACAUUAUAUCAAGGGUUGCCAAAUAGUGUUAAGCAAGCUUUACGAUCCCGAUUGCACACUCUUGAUGCCAAGGAAGAGCUCUUGGUUUCUCAGGUCAAAGCUGAAAUGGAAAAGACUCUCCAGUGGCUUGUUCCAGUUGCCACAAAUACGAACAAAGCACAUCAAGGUUUUGGGUGGGUUGGAGAAUGGGCAAACUCUGGACUUGAGUUUGGUAAGAAUUCAUCCUCUGAGAUUAACUUGAUCCGACUCCAGACACUAUAUCAUGCAGACAAGCAAAAGACGGAUGUCUGCAUCCUUGAACUAGUGACAUGGCUUCACCAUCUGAUCAACCUUGUAAGGCAUGGAGAUCAUGGUGGUUUGAAGGCUUUGCCUAUACGGUCCCCGACUCAUAGAGGAUUGGAUAUUCACUCCAAGAUGCAGGGAUUUGUAUCCAAGACCAACAGCACUAAGUCCCCAAGAAUUCAUCUUUCAGAAGAAGAUCGAAACUUGUUAGAUGAGGUCCUUGGAAGGGUGAAAAGGGUUCCCGGAGUCAGUAAAAGUCAGGAAUUUAGUGUUGCCAAGAAAAAAGGAACUGGAGUUUGGGCUUUGAGCAAGAGCACUGGGAGUUCCCCAUCAAGGGAGUUGAGUGCUAGAGGAAACUCGGAUCAGACUAAUGCCUUGGAUGUUAUGGAUGGGAUAGAUUCAAGAUAUUGAGAGACUUCAGUUUCAAAUUUCCAAUCACGCAUUUGUUUUUCUUCUCAAAAAUCCAAUAUUUAGUUAAUCAUAUCCGUUCACCUCUGUAUAUAUAUAUACAUAUUCAGGCGAGCUAUUAGUUUUAUUGUAUAUGUACACCUGUUAUG